This is a messenger RNA of Oppia nitens, 3604 nucleotides long. Its product is annotated as reticulon-3-like. The record is from RefSeq and is a predicted model, not a curated record. NCBI's taxonomy places the organism in Eukaryota, Metazoa, Arthropoda, Arachnida, Sarcoptiformes, Oppiidae. The transcript has 5 exons. The coding region runs from base 587 to 2848 and encodes 753 amino acids.
GGAGACGACGCCUACCAGUGCUGCUGAUUGAGCCGGUGCUUCAGUGGACUGUCUAUGCGCUCAACCAUUGCUUGUCUGACGUAACUCUGCGGCAGAAUAUGUCUGUGCUUUGAGAGGUAAUAGUCGUCAGACAACCAGUGAUUCAUUUGAAGAGACAGUUAAGGACUGACUGUAUAUUCAACUUCACUAACCAUAAGCCAGAAAACAGUCAUUGCGUUUGAAUGCAUGACUAAUACAUAUAACCAUUCAAUUCAUUCAUUCAUUCAUUUGGUUUAUAAACCAAAAAAACAUUUGAAAUCAUUUUUAAAUUAAAAAUCAUUUUAUUUAUUGUGAAAAAUAUAACUAAAAUAUAAUUAUUUAAAAAAAAGCUUUUCAUUGGAUUCUUGUCAUCAAAAACAAAGACAUUGACCAUUGUUUUGUUUUCUCCGGACCUCAUCAUCAGUGAUAUUAUCAGAUAUACGCAACACAUCCGUCAAUUGAUACUCAAAUUGUCUCAUAUUUUUCCAGUGAUUUCUCUCUGUCUCUCCCGAAGUGUUUUUUAAAUUGUAUUUUGAUUUGAUUACACACAUUGUCUGCCACCAGAAGUAUGGAUCCGUUUGACAUACCAUCGAUGGCUGACACACAUAAUACUCGACCCAUCACUAACUCUUCAUCGUCGUCAUCGCCACCGUUGCCACCAUUUGAGGAGAUUAACGAAGAAAUGAUAAGACACGACAGUUUCGAUGAAAUGGUAAGACUCGGCACUAGUGAUGGUGCCGAAGAAAUUAUGAGACCUGACAGUGCCGGCGAAGUUGUGAGACCUGGCAAUGUCCAUGAAGUUAUAGGACUCGACAAUGGCGAAGAACUAGUGACACCUGUCAAUGUCCAAGAAGUGGUAAGACCUGACAGUGCAGAUGAAAUUGUUAGGCCCGGCAGUGCCGAAGAAAUUGUGGCCCAAAAUGUGUCGCAACAGCUGUUAGACAGCGCUCUGGAGGCUCAGAGAGAUUCUUACGAACCACAUGAAGACGUGUCUGUCACAGAUCUGCAUACAAAUCAUCUGACAAUUGGUCAACAAGUGAUAGAAGAAGAGGACACACACGAAGAUUUUGAUAUACAAAAUGAACAACGAAACAGUGGUUUUCCUAUACAUCAGUAUAUCUAUGACGAAGAAGAAGAGGACGAAGCGGAAGAUGAAGAAGACGACGAAGACGACCUUCAUGUGGACACUAUACCUGUCAGUGGAAGACUUGUAUCCCUACCAGACGAUAACAAAGACAAUGUAAGUCCCGACACUAGACAUGAGACAAUCGACGACUUUGGUAUACGAGAGCCGAUUGAAUCGCAAACUGAAUCCAAAGAUGAACUUCUUUACCAAAUAGAUGAUAAUAAUAUAUUAACUGCUCAGCCCUAUGGUUAUGGAACCGGUCUAAGUAUUGGAGGAUCAUCUGAAACGACGCCUUCAAGUGAUAACCGAACCAGUAUUUAUGAACUCAAUAAAGAGGAUCCGUUCUCAACGCCUCAGAAACACAAGACUCAUAUCACCAAAGAUCAAAGUGAAGAAGACUUUCAACGAUUUGUCGACAAAUGUGAACCAUUCGAGACGAUUACCACCGACAUCGAGAUUUCGAGAAACGACGAACCAAAGAGCUCUCUACUUGAUUUUGAUUCCGGUAUCUCACAGAUGACAGGUAUACCUAAUAUCAGUAGUACAGCGACUACUGAACUAUCAGAAGACUUCACAGUCGACGCUAGCGAUCGCUUGGAGUCGGUGUCUGAGCCAAACCCCACCCAAACAACUGAAGAACUAAUCGUUAAGAAGACUGAAGACUCGUAUCUGACUCCCUCUGGUGAUGAACACACACCAACUGAGCAGCACUGGGAGCAAUCAAAGUCGUCGACUGUACUCUUCUCGUCAGCCAAUCCUAGCGAUUCAUUGCAAGAUAUUUAUACCCAACGAGACACUGAUAUACAUGCUUUCGCUGAAGAGCCGCAACCAAAUUUAGACACCAAACACACUGUCGACAGUAAAGAGCCAACAUUUGGUGCAACAACAGAGGAAACCCAUAUAGACGAAGACGACGACACAUACUUUGACGAACCUAUUCAACCAAUUGUACCAUCGAUUGCCAGCCAAUCGCCUAAAAAAGAGAAGAACCAACCAAAAGAAGAACCAGUGUUUGAACCGUUGAUCAGCGAAACGCCAAAACCCGUCGAAACUAUGGCUAAACGCGAUAAAAGAGAGACGAGUAGUGAUGAUGUGGCCACUGGUGGUGAUGCUAACUGUCCAUGUGGUACAUUGGCCGAACUGGUCUACUGGAGAGACCCGAAGAAAAGUGGUCCCGUUUUUGGUGUGGGACUCAUAAUACUACUAUCUCUGACCGUCUUUUCAAUAAUAUCGGUGGUGGCCUACGCGUCAUUGGCUGCCCUAUCCGUGUCCCUGUCGUUCCGUAUCUACAAAAACAUAUUACAAGCCGUUCAGAAAACCAAUGAGGGACACCCUUUCAAGGAGUACUUAGAAGUAGAGAUAACGCCAUCACCCGAACGCAUCCAUCAGAUCGUCGACAACCUGCUAUCGCACUUAAACUGCACACUAAACAAACUCAGGAGUGUUUUCCUCGUUGAAGACAUCAUCGACUCAUUAAAAUUUGUUGUCUUAUUCUGGUGUCUGACAUACAUCGGCUCGUGGUUUAAUGGACUGACACUUAUAAUACUGGCCUAUUUGGCGCUUUUUUCAUUGCCCAAAGUCUAUGAGUUGAAUAAGACUCAAAUUGAUCAAUACAUCAGUUUGGCCACAACUCAAAUCAAUGACAUCACCGAAAAGAUCAGAUCUAAGAUACCGUUCCCGGCCAAGAAAGAUAAAGAAAAUUAAAUCUUUUGUCGACAACUCAUAAAACUAAAGAAAAUUAAAUUAAACAAAAAUGAAGAGUAAUUAAGAAUUUUAAUGGUAUACCGCAUAAUAAGUCUCUUCUCAUUUUAAAAAUUCAGCAAAAAAUAAUAUUUUAAAUUCAUAAUAAUCACAAUAAUUCAUAAAAAAAGUUUUAUAUUAAGAAUAUUCUCUUAGAGAUAUCGAUACUCCCAAACAAACAAACAAACUAAAAAAAUAUUUAAACAAUAAUAUAUAAUACAUUUUUUGGAUUUUUAAAUAUAUAAUAUCCGUUUUAAGUAAAGUCGUCAUUGAAAACAUUGCAAUUACUAUAAUAUUUAUUAUUAUAAUUAUUACUUCUCCACCAAUUAUGCACAUUUGUGUUUAAUAUCUGAUUUAUUAUUUUUUGGGAUAAAUUUAAUUUUUUUAUAUAAUGAUUAAUACGUAUUGAGGUUAAUUUGUUUUAGAAAUUUUGUUGAUUUUGUAUCUGUUUAUAAUUUUGUGAUGAAUAUUCUGUAAAAUGAUUAUUAUUUAUAUAAAGUGAUAUUUUGUCUUAGUUUUCAAAUGUUUAACUAUUAUUUAAUAAUCAUAAUUACUUAUGUACAUUGAAAUAACCCAGAAAUUAUUAUUGUAUUUUUCAGUUAAUAAUUAAUUUUUAAUAUCACUAUCUAAUAUAUUGUAAAGUUAACGGUUGUAUAACUUAUAUACUCCAUUGCAUAUUAUAUAAUAUAAUUAGUAAAUAUUAUAAGCGUAAACUUUAAU